Messenger RNA from Melitaea cinxia (Glanville fritillary), 1452 nucleotides. Its product is annotated as protein glass-like. The transcript is spliced from 9 exons. NCBI's taxonomy places the organism in Eukaryota, Metazoa, Arthropoda, Insecta, Lepidoptera, Nymphalidae. Gene Ontology annotation, biological process: regulation of transcription by RNA polymerase II. The record is from RefSeq and is a predicted model, not a curated record. Gene Ontology annotation, molecular function: RNA polymerase II cis-regulatory region sequence-specific DNA binding; DNA-binding transcription factor activity, RNA polymerase II-specific. Bases 1 to 1452 code for a protein of 483 amino acids.
AUGGACUGCUACGUGCCCAACAAUCCGCAGUUCCUGGGCUGCUGUCACGGGCUCUGUUGCGACCCUUUGCAGCCCUGCUCUUGCGACCAGCUAAGGGAGCUACCAGAGGACUGCUGUCAGCAAGAGACCGAGAACUGCUGCCCAGAGAAUGGAGAGGAUCUGAACGCACUGAGCGACUCUAUCGCCCCGUGCGACGUCCUUGGCGAUGUGAACGAGCCGACGUGGCCGGCUGAGGACAUGGGCUCCUUCUCACUGCCUCCCCUCGAGCUGGACCCGCUGCCUUCACUCUUCCCCUUCUCGCCGUGCUCCGGUUACAACAGGAACAACGGAGGAGAAUGCAGGGAGCGGGGAGGCGGGGAGGCGGCGGACGUCCUCCUCUCCCUAAAACACGCCGUUGUCCAUGGCGACUGCGCGGCAGACACCGUGCACCCACAGAUGGUGGUAAACAGCAGUGGUGGCUACCCGUACUAUGAGCACUACAGCGGUACCCCCCUCUUUCCCACCAUGAGCGUCAACGUCUCUAUGAACAUGACCAUGCAUGGUUGUCCACCGGACCAACUCUGUUCUCAAGUUCAAUGGAAUCAAAACACAGCAGCACCAUCGGUUAACGUCGUCUACCCUCAAACACAAAAUGUCAUCCCCACUUCCUACCCCUCUGCCACUUAUUCUUUCACUGCGGACUUCCGAAGCCCCAAUCAAUCUGACCCUUUAAUAACAGCAACUUCUACAUUCAAACCUUUACAGUUACAAAAUGCCCAAAAACCAAACCCAAGUUAUUUAUUCCAACCAAAACCAAACUUUUCAAAUCAGAAGAAUAUAGGACAAGUUCUGAAAAGGUCGCCAUCUAAGAUGUAUAUGCAAGAAAGUCCGAAAGAGCAAAUGAGCAAUAGUGGGUACAUUUUGAAUCAUCAAGGAUCAAUGCAUCAGGACUACGGGUACACUACGUGUGUUAAUGCUUCGGGAAAAGUUCAGGUUGGUGCUUUAAGCGGCUGUUCAGAAGACGAUGAACAGAAACCCAAUUUAUGCAGAAUUUGCGGUAAAACCUACGCAAGACCGAGUACUCUUAAAACUCAUCUCCGCACUCAUUCCGGCGAGCGGCCGUACAGAUGCGGAGACUGCAACAAAAGUUUCUCUCAAGCAGCCAACUUGACCGCUCAUGUUCGCACACAUACAGGACAGAAGCCGUUUAGGUGUCCAAUAUGUGACAGGCGAUUUAGUCAAAGUUCGAGUGUUACGACGCACAUGAGAACACACUCCGGAGAGCGGCCGUAUCAAUGUCGGUCUUGCAAAAAGGCAUUUUCGGAUAGUUCGACAUUAACUAAACAUUUGAGAAUACAUUCCGGAGAAAAGCCAUAUCAGUGCAAAUUGUGCCUACUCAGGUUCUCUCAAUCAGGAAAUUUGAACAGGCACAUGCGAGUACAUGGCAACAUGUCCGGAGGAAUACUCGGCUGA